Lactuca virosa is the source of this 921-nucleotide messenger RNA. Lineage: Eukaryota; Viridiplantae; Streptophyta; Magnoliopsida; Asterales; Asteraceae. The record is from the annotation of a GenBank genome assembly.
AUGGCAGAAGCCCUUCGGUACGCACUUGCUGCUCAGAUAGGGUUAGUGCUAAUUCUUAAUAUAUUAUAUUGGAGCUAUAUGCACAAGGGAACAUACUCCUCACUGGUUCUGAAUCAUGCUUAUGACUCUUCUGCGUUUACACAGAUGAUAAUAAAUGAUGUUAAGGAUAAGGCGAAAGGUAGUGCAAGUGAAACUGACGCACCUGCACCACAAAAUAAGGGUAACCGCAAGGCUGGGAAGUCAAAUGAUUCUAGUAAAAAGAAGGAUGGUGCCCAAGAAAAACAAGCUAAGUUAAAGAUGGAAGGCUUUGUGUUACCAUAUUCUGAGUCAACUCGAAUCUUGAAAGACAAGGAAGUUAUUUGUGUGAAAAGAAAAGAAAUGGCUUUGAAUGAAGCAAUAGAGAAAGCAUAUGUUGAUAAUUUGGUUGACUAUGCAGAAGUCAACAGGAAGGAACCUCUUCCACAAAAUGUAGGGGCUCAAGGAGUGAACAUCUUCCAGCAAAUGUGGAACGAGUUGAACAAGCAUCUACUGCACCUGAUGAGGCUAAAAAGGGCCCUAGUAGAACUGUUAGAAGGAAAAAAAGCUAAGAAACAAAGGAAGCAGGAACUUGCUAAAAUUUCACAAAAGAUGGAAGGUUUUGUGUUACCACCAUAUGAUUCAACUCGAAUCUUGAAAGACAUGGAGGUUCUUGGGUGGACAUAUGUUUGUUACUUCAGUGUGAAAAGGCAAGAAGUGGCUUUGAAUGAAGCAAUAAAGGGAGCAGAUGCCGGUGAUUUGCAUGACUAUGUAGAAGUCAACAGGAAUGAAUCCGUAAAGAGUGAACCUCUUCAAGAAAAUGUCCAAAGAGAUGAACAAGCAUCCACUACACAUGAUGGGGCUAAAAAGAUACUUGAAAUUCGAGAAGGCGGGGGAAGAACUUAA